Messenger RNA from Laccaria bicolor S238N-H82, 749 nucleotides. RefSeq lists its product as uncharacterized. NCBI's taxonomy places the organism in Eukaryota, Fungi, Basidiomycota, Agaricomycetes, Agaricales, Hydnangiaceae. The coding region runs from base 1 to 609 and encodes 202 amino acids. The transcript is spliced from 3 exons. The record is from RefSeq and is a predicted model, not a curated record.
AUGCAUAUGUUGCAAUGGAUCUCGCUCUUCUACUCUUUGCUUGGAUGUUACCAUCUGGCCAUUGCUAAACAAAGUGAUCUCGCUCUUCGCAUCCCAAGUUUGGAGGCACGGCAGACCUCCACAGUACCCAGUGUCCCCAGCCAAUGCGAAUCAGUAUGUGACCCGGUCAACACCGUGCUAGAGUCUGGCUGUACGCCGUCCCAGUGUUAUUGCACGACCUCUUUCGAAUCGGGCAUAUACGAUUGUUUCGUAUGCGUCGGUACAGCGACAAAUACGACAGAUUACACGCAGGAACAGCAAGAAUUAGACACAAUUGUCCAACUAUGUGCUGCAAAUGGGGUUACCCUUCCUGAGCUCACUUUUCCUGGAUCAUCAUCAUCGACCUCGUCAUCGAGCACCAGACAGCAGACAGUCAUCACAUCAUUGACUGCGACGUUGUCCUCUCCCGUCACAACCCCAUCCUCACAGAUCAUGGUCACGAGUCUGGCCACCAGUAUACCAUCGCCCUCAUCGAGCCAGACCAGCGGGGCGAAAGCAGGCCUACGAGGAGUGGCUGGGGCUUUGUUGAGUGGGAUUGUCACGUUUGUGGCCUUUCUGGUGAUGGCUUAAGAGGCGCCCUUGAGACUCUCAGUUUUGACGGACACAAUCCAGUUAAGUGCAUGUAUAUAAGUGAGAGAUGUGGAGUUUCGCCGGGUGUGAAUCCACUUGAUUUCAUGUAUGUAGGCGAAAUUAAAGAUGUGGACGAUGUU